AUGCUUCCAUCAUCCUCAUCAUUAAUUACUAAUAAUAGUAGAUUAAAUUUAAUGUCUAAUCAUUUGGCAACUUCAUCGACUUUUAAUCGGUACGAGAGAGAACACAAAGUCUUGAUGAUCGCAUCACUUCCAUUCUAUACUUCCUUCUAUGAGAAGAAUCCGUGCUCUUUUCAUUAUAAUAAUAAGAGAAAAACAACAGAGAGGAAUUCAUCAUCAUCAUCAUGGAGAGGUGGUGAAUCAUCAAAUCAGAAUCAGAAUCAUAACAAGGGAUGUUCCUAUGGUGAUAGAUGUCUAUUUUCACAUAGUGCUGUUUGUAAACAUUAUAAACAAGUGGCAAUAUCUUCCGAGAAUAAUUUGAAUCAAUUGACUCCUGCUUGUCAAUUUGGAAAGAAUUGUAAAUAUUUGCAUAUAGACUUUAAAGACACUAAAGCAAAGAGAGAAUUGAAGGUUUUGGCUAAUUCUUCACAAUUUUCUGAUAUGAAUAGAACUGAUUGGUUCAUUAGAAAGGAAAAUCCUCUUAAAAAACACAACUUGAAAGGUUUUAUUGAUUUGGUUGGAAUUAAUGGAGAGGAAAGUGAAUCAGAUCGAUAUCUUUCGGUUGUGGAUGUGCAACUCAAUGAGAAUGGUGCCUUUCUUGCUCUUUCUGAUGGAACUGUUUGGAAUUGUUCUAAGGAGGCACUCAUGUCAGGCAUUCAUGGUCAAAAGGAAAUUUCAAAUACCAAUACUCUGACUAAUUACGACAAGUAUUUGGAAAUGAAAGGAAGGGAAGAAAUUCCAAUCACUACUCUUGUGACUGGAACAUUUUCUUAUUACUUGACAAAGGAUGGAUCUUUACUCAGUCAAGGUUGCAACUCUUUUGGUCAAUUAGGAAAGGGAAAGAAGGACCUUUCAGAUUCAUUUGUUCCAUUCCACAUCCCUGCAGAAUAUUUUCAAAAUCAACAAGUCGUGGAUGUGGCUCUAGGUCAAGAUCAUGUACUGGUUUUAACCAGUAAUGGACAAGUAUUCUCAGUAGGAAUUAAUGAAAAAGGACAAUGUGGAGUUGACGCCUUGUUGGAUAGAAUCCUAGAUUUUACACUUGUAAAAUUCCCAUACGAAUCUGAACAAGAAUUUAUUGUAAAGGUUGCCUGUGGAGAUGAACAUUCAUUAUGUUUAUCAAAUUUAGGAAAUGUCUAUGGAUGUGGAUAUAAUCUCUAUAAUCAAAUUGAUCCAGAUACUAAUGCAACACUUUUUGAAAAAUUUAAAAAGAUUGCCAUCCAAUUGGCAUAUCAACAGGAUAAGAUUGUCGAUAUUUCAUGUGGACCUCAAUAUAGUGCUUUUUUAAGCAAAUUUGGACAAGUUUACAUGUGUGGACAAAAUACUUUCUCACAAUGUUGCCUCCCUUCCAAGCAAACUAAAGUGACCUCACCCACUCAUAUUAAUAUCAGAAAUGAAUUUAUCAAAAAGGUUAUUUGCACCAAGGGAAGCACAACAUUCUUUAUCACCAGAGAGAAUGAAAUCUAUGCAGCUGGAUCAAAUGAUUAUGACAUGAUUUCACCUCUCACCUGCAAUGCACAUUUCAAUAUUUCCAAACCUGUCAAUAUAACUGAUUUGAUUCUUCCAGAGAGCAAUAGAAAGUGGUGGCAAAUUGAGGAUAUUCAGAGCUCACCAAUGUUUUUCAUGGUUCAUUUGAUUCGUAUAGAUCACCAUGCCAAAAGAGGAAUGUUAAAUUGUGCCUUACAGAAUAAGUUUUGUGAUGUUAUUGUGCAGUAAAAUUGUUAUUUGUUGAAACAAAAGUGAGUUGGAUACAUGAACGUUUUUCAAUACUCCAUAUGACUCCUCUAAUUCAAAGGUUUUUCUUCUUAGAAUCUCUUUAAAGAGAUUAGUUGUUCCAAUUCAUAUGUAUGAUUACUCAAUUGACUAUUAGGAGCGCUACAACUAUUGGAUUG
This is a messenger RNA of Naegleria gruberi, 1925 nucleotides long. RefSeq lists its product as uncharacterized. Bases 1 to 1749 code for a protein of 582 amino acids. NCBI's taxonomy places the organism in Eukaryota, Heterolobosea, Eutetramitea, Acrasida, Naegleriidae. The record is from RefSeq and is a predicted model, not a curated record. The transcript has 2 exons. Gene Ontology annotation, molecular function: metal ion binding.